AAAAUGCUGAAACGCUCUCGUCAACAGCAGUUUAAUGAGUCCCUCUCUGACCUACUCUAUCGCUACCGGGGGGUUAUUUUGGUUAUUUCGGUGCCUCUUCUCCUCAUCUGCUUCGUUCUGCUGCUGAUGCCUUCUGCGGGUUCUCAGUCUGAUGCUGUUUUUCCUUCGAACCGAAAGUUUUUGCCGAAUUAUGGGGGCACCGAUCCUUCCUUGAAUAGCUAUGCUGUGAUUUUUGAUGCUGGGAGUUCUGGGACUAGAGUUCACGUUUACUGUUUCGAUCAGAAUUUGGAUCUCGUGCACAUUGGUAAGGAGCUUGAGAUUUUUGUUCAGUUAAAACCAGGUUUGAGUAGAUAUGCAAAUGAUCCUAAAGGUGCUUCAGAUUCUCUUCUCCCUCUUAUAGAAAAAGCAGAAAAUGCUGUUCCACAAGAUAUGCGUCAAAAUACACCGGUCAAACUUGGGGCAACUGCAGGUCUCAGACAAUUGGGAUUUGAUGAAUCGGAGAAAAUUCUGCGAGCUGUGAAGGAUGUGUUCAAGAGGAGCAGCUUCAAGUCCAAUGAUCAUUGGGUGAAUGUUCUGGAUGGUACUCAGGAAGCUGCUUAUCAAUGGGUGAGCAUAAAUUAUCUUUUAAAAACAUUAGGCAAGAAAUACUCGGACACUGUUGGGGUUGUUGAUCUGGGUGGUGGAUCAGUACAAAUGGCAUACGCCAUCUCAGAGGAAGACGCUGCAAAGGCUCCGAAACCAUCAACUGGAUUAGAUCCGUAUGUGAAGGAAAUGCUUCUCAUGGGAACAAAAUAUUACCUUUAUGUUCACAGCUACUUGCACUAUGGAUUAUUAGCUGCUCGAGCAGAGAUUUUAGGGACUUCUAAAGAUUCUCAUAAUCCAUGUGUUAUGGCUGGCUACCAAGGGAUUUACUCGUACGGAAAAACUGAUUAUAAAGUUUCAGCCCCUCCUUCUGGUUCAAGCAUGAACAAGUGUAGGGAAGAAGUAGUGAAGGCUCUGAAAGUGAAUGAAUCAAAUUGCAACUACAGGAAAUGCAGUUUUGGUGGGGUAUGGAAUGGUGGUGGUGGCGAUGGACAGAAGAAGUUGUAUGUGGCUUCAUAUUUCUUUGAUAGGGCUGCCGAGGUUGGUCUACUUGAUGUGACUAAAUCUGUUGCGAAAAUUCGGCCAUCAGAUUUCCAAGCGGCUGCUGAGCGUGUAUGCUUAACCAGAUACAGGGAUGCCAAAUCCAUAUAUCCUCGUGUGGAGUCGUCUAACCUACCCUACUUAUGCAUGGAUUUGGUGUACGAGUUCUCAUUGCUUGUAGAUGGGUUCGAUUUGGAUCCAUUGCAAGAGGUUACACUGGUGAAGAAAAUAAAAUACAAUGAUGCACUGGUUGAAGCUGCUUGGCCAUUAGGCACUGCAAUUGAAGCUGUAUCAGCAGCCCCCACUUAA
Molecule: messenger RNA, 1431 nt
Organism: Cynara cardunculus var. scolymus (artichoke)
Lineage: Eukaryota; Viridiplantae; Streptophyta; Magnoliopsida; Asterales; Asteraceae
Product: apyrase 1-like
Exons: 9
Coding region: 4-1431 (475 amino acids)
Biological process (GO): nucleoside diphosphate catabolic process
Cellular component (GO): membrane
Molecular function (GO): nucleoside diphosphate phosphatase activity
Source: RefSeq, a predicted model, not a curated record